Messenger RNA from Solenopsis invicta (red fire ant), 17011 nucleotides. RefSeq names its product afadin (gene cno). Gene Ontology annotation, molecular function: cell adhesion molecule binding. NCBI's taxonomy places the organism in Eukaryota, Metazoa, Arthropoda, Insecta, Hymenoptera, Formicidae. The coding region runs from base 4548 to 13046 and encodes 2832 amino acids. The record is from RefSeq and is a predicted model, not a curated record. The transcript is spliced from 22 exons. Gene Ontology annotation, cellular component: adherens junction. Gene Ontology annotation, biological process: signal transduction; regulation of protein localization.
GAAUCAUGCAUGACGCAUAUAAAACUGAAAACUUUCUUUUUGAUGUGAUUCUCCAUGUGUUAGCCAAUGUUCAUUUGUUAAAAUAUAUUAUUUCAACAUCUUCGCUGUAAAUUAGCAGUUGAAAACUUGAAAAUGACUUAGCGGCAAGAAUCAUAUUUUUCUUUUCCUAUUUAUUUUGUUUCUGUAACAUAUGUUCUCUUCGGCCAUACUCGUCUGCUUUUUACUGAAAAAGAAUGAUCGUUAAAAGCGAUAAAAUUUUAUGUUUCACAUACGAAUAUUGCGUUACAUAUACAAAUUUUGCGUAUUACUGAGUUUUUUCGUUUAAUGACUGUUAAUAAGGUUUGCAGCCUGUCUCGUUUGCAUGUAUAUUCUCAUUGUGUUAAAAGAUAAUAGCCCAAGAGAUAAUAUCAGAUCUUAUUAAAACAUAUAUGAAGCUUUGUUACAGAAUAUAGACCAUUUGUGACAAGAUCGUCGUAAUUUCGAAAAGAAAUGUCGAUUUUAUCUCGCGAUAUAAAGCUCUUUCGAUUUAAGACAACCAUUAUCUAUUUAAUAGGUGGUAAAAAGAAGAUUAAUUUUUGAAAGGGAAAGAAAAUACACACGGGAUGUAGUUGUAUGCGACCAAGAUUUUCUUUAAGCAUUUUUUAGGAUUGGACGGGUUUUACGCGUUUCAAAAGCGACCGAGAAGGGUCGGUCAAGGGACGGAUGCACGCCGAUCUUACGUGAUCUUUUACGUGCGUGGCGUAUCUCGUACGCACCGCGCGACGGGGUAAGUCGGCGACCAGGCGACGACGGCGUGUGCAUGCCGGAAUUGGGUCCGCGGAAAAUCAAUAAAACGCCGGAACGACCUGCGUUAUAUGUCGACCUACAUUCGAGCACUAGCGUGCCACCUUCGUUUUUCUAAAAAUAUCUCGGGAGGGGGAGGGGGGUAAUUUCUCCUUUCCGCCUGGUGGAAUAGUCGCGUGCACCGAUCCCGAUCGUUUCGAUGCGUGUUGCUCCGUGUCGAAGCGAAAUUUCCAGUUUCUCGAUUGCGAGCGCGGCGAUGGCGAACCACGAUUUCCGAAUGAAACGCCUCGGAUCGCAUCUAGACCGGUUAAGCCGUUGAACUUUAAACUAUCAUUUUAAUACGAAGAAUUUCAUACAAAUUUUUUAUACGCGUAGAUGUAUGGACUUUCUUGCCGUAUAAAUGAACAUUUUCUUCCCUUGUACUUAUAGUAUGUAACAUUGAAAUGAGUAUUUUAAUAAAUAAUUACGAGAUGUGCUAAUUAGAAAUAUUUGAGAAUUUCUAAAUUAUGUUGUUAAAGAAAUUUGAACUGCUACACGGGUUAAGAUAAAUAAUCUCGAAGAGUAAUCAGUUUAAAAUAAUUUCUUAAAUAAAUUAAUUUCUAUGAUAAAAUUUUAUCCUAGUAUUUUCUCAUGGAAUCGUAACUUCUGCAAAGAUUGUUACAAAUUAAAUAAUCCGAUUAUAUCUCUUGAGCUCUCAGGAAAUUAGAGAGAGAAUUUUGUACGAGAUUCUUAAGAAAUAGAAUGAGUUAAAGAAAAGUAUUUAAAGUAUUGUAUAAAUCCAUUAUUAUUUAAAAACUUGCUUAACCGUGUAUAAACAAAUGUGAUUGAUUUUUAAAUGAUUAAUUGCCAAAUUUUUUGUUUUAAACUAUUUUGAAAGAAAGAUUUGCCUUAACAUCAUGAAUUCAAUGUAUUCCAAUCAAAAAAAUUAUUUACAAAAAAUGAUAGUUAUUACAUUAAAAUUUUAUAUAAAUUCAAGUCUUGUUAUACACAAAUAUAAAGAGGAGAAAGCAAGAAAUAAUGACAUAUUUCAGUACAUCUGAUUCAAUGUGGAUCCGCUUGUACAUAAAUAUACGUUUCAAGGAUAUGAAUGCGAGAAUUCUUAAAUAGGCAGUUUAUAGAUAACCUUUAUACAUGAAAAAUUGCGUACUAUUUCAAAUCGAUUUUUGUAUGGGCCGAUAUGAAUGGGAAACGUUCAUAAGAAUAUUUUUCUUAGCACACACAUAAAUUCUCUGAUAUAGAAAUUAAAUUAAUUUCACGAGAUUCUUAUAAAACAAAAUUUCUUUUUGAGGGAAUUAGUCAUAUACUGAUAUUGCGAAAUUUGAUAACAUUAUCUGUAAGAUAUUAAUUAUGAUUUAAUCAACGUAUGUUAACUCUUUGUUUAUUUAAUUGACGAAAAAUUUUUACUUAUCUUAGUGUCUAUAAUUACAGUAAAUAAUAUUAAAAAUUUCAUAAAUCCGUGUUAACAGAAUCGUGUCAGGAUCACAUGCAGUCGUUAAAAAUAUCUUUAGUAGGCAUCAAAGACCAAAUCAAGAGAAAUAGCGAAGCAUCGAUAUUCGGUAGUUUAGUAAUUUAGAGAGUCUAGUAAAAGAAGAGUUAUUGCCUGCUGAUUACAUGAAAAGAUAAUUUUUCUUUUUUCUCUUGGUAAAAAAUUGAAACCCUUGCAUGAAUGCUUCUAUAUAUAUUAUAUAUAUAUGAUCUAACGCUAAUUAUGAGCAUAUAUCUUCUUUUUUUCCUUGUCCCUAUUUUCCAUUAAAAAUUAACCGUCGCAUGAAUCCCUCCCGAUAUAAUGCGGAAGCUAAUAAAUAAUUUCACAAACGAAUAAAUGAAGCGGCUGCUAUAGUUCCGUGUAGUGCAAGGGACACUCGUCAACACGCUUGCGCCGGUCUCACGUGUGCACGUAUUCUUGUUUCUAUAUACACCUGUGUGUUGUACGGGAAAGUAACAAGAAGUUACACAUCAGUGUUGUUUUAACGGGCGAGCCGCGUAGAGUAUCGUCCUGCGCGUCAUGGACAUUAUUAAAGGUGCUUCCUUUCGCUUUCGCUUUCGCGUAUAAUUGUUUCACGCGAAUAAUUACGUACGAGCAAUUUGUAUUUUUUGGUUGUUUUCGUAAUGUGCUUAAAAUGAAAAAAAAAGAGAUAAAUUAAAAAUGCAGCUAUUAAUCUUCUCGAAAAGUGCGCGAUUUGUCGAAUGUGCUUGACAAUAAUUUACAUCUGCUUAAAAAAAAAAAAAUAUAUAUAUCAAAAUUUUAAACAAUCUUUAAAUACAUAUAUAUUAACGCGCUUAUAUGUAUAAAUUACAAAUAUGACUAAUUAAUUCCCAAUAGCGUGUGUGUGAAACUCGUUACUUAAUUACGUUAUCUUUAAUCUCAUUGAAGUCCAAUAUUUUUUUUUACUCUUUUUUUUGUGUUGCUUCUUAUUUAAUUGGAUUUUACAUAUUAACGAAGUACAAUUUGUUGGACAAUUUGAUAGAAACAAUAUGCCGCGUGAAGAAUUUAUAAAGUGAUAAACUACACAAGAAAAGAGACGACAAUAAAAUUUAAGCAAUUUUGAUCGGAAAAUUAUUUUGUUCCAAUUGAUUAAUUUUUCUGCAAAAAAAAAUCAAUGGAAAUUUAAAUCAAACGAUUUUUAUCCGUGACAAGAAUCUUGACAGUGAAUGGGAGUAAUGUAAAGAUUUAUUUACAAAGAUUUACAAUACGAUAUAAAGAUAUGCGAUCAUUUUUUAAUUCAAGAUUGUCGUUCAAAUAUCGUGCUAUUUAUUUGAUGUUUGCUUAAGGUACGUGUAUCAAGUUAAUGCUUCCGUAAUGUAUACAAAUCUUUCGCAUUGCAACGUUACAUUGGCGUUUACUGCCGCGUGAACUGAAAAGAUUAUGCUAUGUACAAAUCGCAACAGGUGCAUUUUAAUGACGUGCAACGAAGUUUGAAUGUUGUUCUCAGAACUUUUUAUUUUAUAAAUGGUACUUUGCAUCGCUUUGAUAAGAAUACACGCUAAUCGGCAAAUGGAUUGACGUUCUGAGAAAAUUGACAUAAAGUGUACAAUCAUUUGCGAUAUCCUCGGGGAAAAUUGGCCUAUUAAACCAAUUGUUUUCAUGCUUAUCGCUUUAUAAUACGACUUCGAUUUCGAACGAUAAACUUUUGUAAUACUUUAUGCAUCGUUUAUAAAUAUCUUAUUCACGAACAUUUCUUAAUAAGUUCUUCGCACGGUGAAUGUCUCGCUAUUGAUCUCGCAAAGAUAGUUUAAUAAAUCCUUUAUUGUAUUUAACUCAGUAUAGAAAUAACGUGAUUGACAAUAAUAGGAAAUACGAAAUAAAAUUGCACUUCGUUCAUUGUCCUUGUUAAACUAAAUUAAUCAAAAAUAUAACGUUCUAAAUAAAGAAGUGAAAGACGCGUUUUACAGAAAGAUGUAUUUUUGCAACGGUAUUUCUGAUGUCGAUAAACAGAAUAAAAAUAGUCUGAACGUGUCUAACGUUAAGUAGUGAACAUCAGGUGGAGUAAAAACGGAAAGCAGUUGCUGUAUUUCUUUGUCUCUAACUUAUGCAAGUGUCUCUUUUAUUGUUAACUAUUUUUCGUCUCUUUCUACAUGAUCUUUAAAUUUUCCAUUUUCCAUUAGGUCUAUCUUUUUCACGUCAUGGGAUAAACGAUAGUUUUCUAUAGGAAGUGUCACUGACAUAAAACUGUUAAAGUAUCGAUCGCGACCUUGUGACUUGGAUAGAAAUCUUCUCGUGAUUAUAUGUCCAUGUUGUCCGUGAAUCGAUUUAGAAGUGUUAUAUGAUUGGACUUUGGUCAUUUAAGCCACGCCGAAGCGGCAAGGCGGAGGUGAUGUUAGGUUCUAUUAUGUUUCACGUGAGGAGGAGGCCCGCAGAUUACAUGCCGCGGAAACGUAAAAAGAAACCAGCUGGAAAGUGGAACGAGCUGGAUCAUAGAUACGAGGACGAGAGGCUACCAUUCCUGUUGGAGCUUAAUCCUGAUGGCAGCGAUAUUCCGAACGGCGCCGGAGUACGACAUCGAUUACAGCCAAAUGUCACGGAGGUCGGAUCGGAGAGACCGAUAGGACCGCAAGCUGUGCAAGCGCAAACGCUGACGCUGCCAGGACCAACGGUGAUGCCCAGGCAUUGCGUUAUAGCUUUUACCGAGAAUAUCGUGACCCUCACGCCGUGUUCCAGAGACGCGCACACGUACGUCAACAAUCAGAGGAUACAUCAGACGACUAUUCUGCAGAAUGGCGCUAUCAUCAAGUUCGGCAGAAUGCACACCUUUCGAUUCAUCGACCCGGCACCGGAAGAACGCAUUAGACAGAGACACGAUUCCAACAAACAGAUCGACUACGCUUACGACCGACGCUCGCCGGAUGCGACCAGUCAGGACGUCAGCUCGGAAAAAUUUCAUCCGGGAUCUGGAACACCGAACGGCGGUGGUCAGAUCCCGGGGCAGACACAAGAACGAGUAGCUCCGUCGAGUCCCUCGAAAUCCACUGUCGCAGCAGUUCGUAGCCCUCGUAGUCCCACGCACCCGCCGGAGCCCACGCACAAUUACGAGACAACAUUCGACCUGGAUGGAAACGUGGAGACCGCUAGUCUGAGCAGCAGUAGGGACGGCAACAGGCUCUCACAAUACGAUCGGCAACCGCGAGGCACGGAUCCAAUCCUGCCAGCAGUCUUGGAGUUCCUCGAGGAAACAGAGGAAACGUUUCUCCACGCUGUCAUCACCGAUGUAGAGCCUUCGGCACCACAAUUUAAGUUGGCGCCAACUUAUACCCUCUAUCUCAGCGCAAGAUAUCGCGCUAGCACUCAUUACAGACCAGAAUUGCAGCCCACAGAAAGAGCGCAUCGACUUACCGUCAUGUUGGCAAAUGUUGCUACCAUGAUCCAACGUGUUAUCCAGGAACGUUACAUGGACGCAUCGUCGUUGGCCUUUUGGUUGGCGAAUGGCUCGGAACUGCUACAUAUGUUGAAAAGUGAUCGGCAUGUAGGUGCAUUUUCUACACGUGCACAAGACAUUUUAGCAGAUGCGGUGCACACGGCCUUUGGUUCACUGGUGCGCUGCGUCACUUUAGAGCUCACGCCGGCGAUGACGCAGUUCAUGGCGGACGCAGACGAACCAGCAAAGGAAGCUGGAGUAUUACAGAUCUUCUCAAAUACAAUGGCUUUACUACGACGUUGCAGAGUCAAUGCUGCGUUGACGAUACAGCUGUUUAGUCAUCUGUUUCAUGCGAUCAACGCCACCGCCUUUAACACCCUCGUCUCGAAUGGAAAUCUGUGCGUCAGAUGGUUCGGACGCAGACUCAAAGCGAGGCUAAACGCACUGGAAACUUGGGCCGAGAGGCAAGGCUUGGAACUUGCCAGUCAAUGCCAUUUGGCGACGAUUAUGCAGGCGACUCAUCUAUUGCAAGCUCCCAAAUACAAUGCUGAGGAGCUUGCCACCCUAAGCUCGACCUGCUUUAAAUUGAAUUCUCUACAGGUGAGGGCGUUACUACAGAAAUAUCAACCGGCCGCGGACGAGCCUAGGCUACCUGCCGAGUUAAUCGAGAACGUAGUGAGAGUAGCAGAGAGUGUUGCGGAUACACUUGCGCGUGCGGACGGCCGUGAAAUAAGACUGGAAGAGGAACCUGUCUUAGGGUUAGCAUUACUACUUCCCGAGGAUGGUUAUAGCUGCGAAGUAAUAAGAGGCGUUCCACCAGGACUAGCGGAAUUUCUGGCACCUCUGCAACGAGACGGUUUAUGUCGAAUGGCGGCCCAACCUACUAGUAGUGGCUAUUGGACUAUUUAUAUGAUAGACCAUCACAAUAAUUUGCGUAGUCCCAGCGCAAUGAGUAAUAGAUCAGGUGGCUAUAUGAGCCAUAUCAAUCAAAAUCAGGCUCAACCUGAGAUACAUGUCAUUAAAUUGCAUAAAAGUACCAAUGGCAUGGGCUUAAGCAUAGUCGCAGCAAAGGGCGCAGGUCAAGAUCGAUUAGGUAUCUACAUCAAAAGCGUUGUUGCUGGUGGUGCUGCUGAUGCUGAUGGUAGACUGACGGCAGGCGAUCAAUUACUCAAAGUAGAUGGACAAAGUCUGGUUGGAAUUACACAGGAAAAAGCUGCCGAGUAUCUCGUGCGCACUGGUCCAAUCGUGACAUUGGAAGUUGCAAAACAAGGUGCUAUAUACCACGGACUCGCAACGUUAUUAUCUCAACCUUCUCCUGUGAUGGCAAGAGCACGUAAGACUCGGCCGAGGUCCGAGCUCUUAGAGCCAACGGUAGAGGCAACGGAGACCACCAAUAAUCAGCCAGCCACGUCACACUCGAUGGGCGAUUUAUUGUCCUACCCGAAGCAGGCGCCGUGUCAGGAUUUAGUUCAACCAGGUGCGAUUCCAUCUCAAUGCGUUGUUGAGACAUCUUUUUAUCGUAAUCAGGUCGAUCGAGGUUUUCCACGAAUCGACGUCGAUGAGUAUCGUUCCACGCGGCAAGAUCCGUUCUCCACCUUUCGUCAGAGAAGCGCGUAUCUCGGUGUCUAUCCCGUCGAGGCGCACCGCGGCGCCGUCGACGAGAGAGAAUACAUUUAUCGUCCUUCCACCCCUACCGUAUCUCCCGUACGUCUCUCGAGACCUCGUAUGCCUUGUCCUCUGAUUUCUAUCACAAGUGACAACGAGGUAUCAUCCGUUAUAUAUCAAGAUGAGAGUGACGAGAGCGAUGACAAAAUCAUAGAGGAAGAAGAAGGUAACACGGAACAAGGUGAAGCCGCGACGAGUAAUUCAAAUUAUUCGGAUACUUUAAAUCCAUUCGAAAGAAUCACCACUCCGCCACAGGAGUAUGCGGGAACUACGAAAGAUUACAAAUUGCUGGAGCAGCCGCUGGCUUUUGAAACAAAUUUUUUCGACAUUAUACCCUAUAUUGAUCAAACUGACGAUAUUAAUUUAACAGAAUCUGAAUGUGUUCAGGUAAAGCCGAGUAAUAAAUGUGAGCAUUGUGUUAAAACCGGUUGUGACGACAAUGUUAAUCCUAGAAAUUCUCAGAUACGCAUAAAUGUAGAGCGCAAUAGGCAACAGACUUUAUGUGUUCCUGAAUCUAAUUUUGAGAUAGAUACGCGUAACAAUCCGAACUUUUCAUUGAUUACUAAUUCGUUUUCUGCAAAUAAGUCAGUAUUAUUUGUCAAAGACGCUGUUCCUGGAUCAGAUUCUUUUACAGAAUCUAAAUCGGAUGAUCUCUCGCAUCUUCAAGGCAUACAUAAUACUACGAAAUGUACGUUGAACAUUGGUGAACGGUGUGAGGAUAAAUCAGACGACAUUUCCAAUUCUGAAGAUUGCGCGGAUGAGUCCAGUUCCACGAUUAAUGAUGAUUGCGCAUCGAGUAGAGCCGAUAGAGACACCGAAGAAGGAAUCUCGACUCCCAAGAUGUAUACGAUAAUGCCCGAGUUGCAUCUCGAUUUGAGCGGACUGAAUAGCGAUGUGUCCAGUGACGAAUCUAAAACGGAGAAAUGUUGGAAGUCGCCGGAAGAAGUGCGCUUAGGAUGCGGUAGAGUCGCAGCGCUAGCGAAACAUUUUUCGAAACUUGGUGACGCUGGUCUGAUCAAAUUCAAAUCGACCAAGUUGAAUGGUUCCCGUCAGUUCGUAUCGGAACCAAAUAUCAUUACGCCGGAUAAGAAUGAUGAACAUUUGCAUCGACCUUGUCACGCGCAAAAAGAAUAUAAAUCGGAUUCAGAUUUGGCAAGAGAAGGGGAUGAAAACUCUCAUAUUUGUUCAGCUGGGAGACGCAACAAUGUUAUUUUAGUUGACGUUGAAACGGACGGCGAUUUUGCAAUCGAGGAAUGUAAGUUUCAUCAUUGUGGCGCUAGGCGAGUCACAAUUGCAAGAAUUCCAAUGAAUGAACAAGUUGAUACUAAAGAAAGUUCAAUUUCAUCAGUGGACAUAUUAAGUAAUGAUAAUAAAGAUCAGGUGUUUCUUGGCAUAAAAAAAGAAGCAGAAAUUGAAAAUGACACUGUAACAAGCGAUGAUGUGGCAAACAAGUCUCAAGUUUUUUUUACAGCAAAAAACCGACAAAAAAUGCCAGUUGAAAAAGAUAGCACCUCUAAACUCUCCCUCGAGCAGCAGCAAGUAAUCGCAGAACAACUCGAGCAGUUUUCAAAUCUGGAUAACAUCAAUGCGCCUUUGUUUAUACCUGAACAAGAUCUGAUGCAAGCUCCUGCCGUUUCUACAAAAAAUGAAAAUAACGGAGCGUCCGCUGUUGGCGAUUUGACUCAGCCAAAUUUGAUAAAUCAACUAGAGGCGGCGCCUCGAGAGAAAUCGUCGUCGUUGAUCGAUACGGAUGAUAACUUUCAAAAAAUGAAGAAACCCUCUGAUUCUUCGUUAUCCUCUUCCAUGCCUUCUAUUCGUUCCCCUUUAUCUUCUCAUUCUUCCAUCGUGCUGUCGCUAUCAAACGUUGCGAAAAGUUCUCUAUCCUCGGAAGAUAUCAGGUCACAGAUUCAUCAGUAUUGCAGAAAACAUCCCAAAUGCUUGUUCAUAGACAUUUCUCAUUCUACCGCUAAGAAUUGCUCCAACGACAGCUUCUCGAAGAGUUCGUCGAUGCUUCCCCUACGUGCGAACGCCUAUUCACGAUCGGGUGAUAACAAAUUGAACGUUCUACGAAUGCGAAUUGCCAGACCUCUCUGUAAUAGUGAAAGCAAUCUAAUCGGUGCUACAAUUUAUGGAAAAGAAGAGAUUGAGAGAGACAUCGAUUUUCACGACAAGUUCACUAAGUUAACGCGAAGUUAUGAAAGUAUUUCAAACAGCAGAUUUUUAUCUGAUUCUGAUGAUCGAACACGAUCCUCCGAAAGUCUUUGCGAAGAUUUUGAUUCACCUUGUAAGUUUUACAAUAGAUUGAUUUCGAGUCCUAAAGGAAGUAUGCGAUGGCAUCGUCAUCGUUCUCUCGAAGAGUUGAAAUCGAAGAAAGGAUUGAGGAGGCUUCAAGCUGCUAAAGUCCAAAAAUUUCACAAAUUUUCUGAUGGUAAAUUAGAUUCCGAGGAUGAGGAAGACAUGCGAUGGAAUCGUCAUCUGUCGCUCGAAGAGUUGGAAUCGGAAAGAGAAUCACACAAGCAAGAUGGACGGACAAAUUUAGGUCGAACUACCGAAGUACAAAGAUCUGACUGUAUGUCGAAAAAAGGACUUCGCACAAAGCGCAUAAGCCAUGAACGAUUAAAAAGUAGCAAACUUAAAUUGUCGCGUGGAAACGAGAGAAAAGACGUGGAACGACAAAAAUUGAGAAUGGAACGGAAAUCUCAGAGUGAGCUUGACGUUUCGAGACGAAAGUCCGAUUCGGAGAGGGACAGUUGGAGCUUCCGCGAGAUCAGCUCGCUGAAAAAUGAUGACCGAUUCGACUUGCGUCCUCGUCGCAUGAGCGAGCGGGAUUUACCGUCGCGGCUUGGACACGACGCCACUCCUCAGCAAAUCCACAGCAGCAAGUCUGUGCCGGCAUUGCAUAAUAUGGGAACCGAGGUUAAACAACAGCAUGAGGUAUUCAAUCCCGGAUACAGCAGAGCUUCUUCCAGCAACAGUGUUACACCGCCUGUUCAACCACCCCCUAUGGCGACAAUUACCAGCGGAACUUCCUUGCGUUCCAGGUCGAGCCAUAAUUUACAUGAUAUGAGAAUUGGAACUUUACCACCCACUGGCUUGGUUAGCAGGCAACAAUCGUCGCCCAAUUUAAAUCCAAAUGCGACGCACGUGAAUGCACCGUCGAAUGCACAGGGUACAGAAGCAGAGCGAUUUUACCAGAAUCUGAGUAUUUAUCGAAAUCAAGAUUCGACAGUGAAGCAACAAAUCAGUCCACAACAGGCAGACGACAGAAACCCUCAGCACAUUCAAAAGAGUUCCCUGAGGGGUUCGCAGAACUCGUUGAAUCGUCCGUCUACCAUGGAAGUUAGCGGCCAUAUCCGAGACCGUCCAACGUCUGCAUACGUCGCCCAAGGCCAGCAACAAAGUUACUCGGCGAUCAGCAAUCAGAUGCAACAGCACAGCGGAGGACCACCACGUUCUCAGUCUUCGCGCGACAUUAUCCGCCAGGAAGCGAAGAUGCAGGAGAUGCAGGAGGAGGUUCGUCGACGAGAGUUGCGCGGUGGCGCGCCGCUGCUUAAUCAGCAUAGACCGCCGGCGAUGUACAACAUCGGCACUCGAGUAGCGGGUCCUCCUACUCAACAAGUACCGAAUACUUUGAAUGUACGUUCACCGAGACCGCUCGGUUCCACGUCGAGUCUGGGUACGACUUCUAGUUAUGCAGCGAGACAAAAUGCGCCUGGUUACAAUUAUCCGGAUACUCAAUAUACUCAAUAUAAUAGCGCGCAGUACGGUCAGUACGGCCAAUACAAUCAAUAUCCCAACCGUUAUCCGGUAAUCGGAAGUCAAUAUGGCCCGAUGAUGCCCAAGCCGAAAGGCAAUGAGGCAAUGGCGCGCGGCCAGCAGCCAAGGCCCAAUGAGAAUCUACUUGGCAGAGACUCGAACAAUCAGGAGACUAAAUCAUAUGCCGAACAGAACCGACAUUUCGCCGGUUCGCAGAACAGUCCGCAUUAUCCGAAUGGCAAUAUGGAACAGCGCGUUGAUCAGUACGGGAACGACAAUGUCGUCAAUCGUGCGCAAAAUGGAGAGGGCCACUCUACGACGACGUCGGAAGCGCCGCCCACGAGACCAGCUCUACCGUCUGAGGAUACGUUUAGCGAUAGUCCACCACCACCGCCACCCAAUACUUCGACGCAUCCUUUGUAUAAGCAAGCCGAUACAAGGUAUACCGCAAGCAUGCAAGAUCCACCACGAGGUAGUUAUUACCCUGCGGGAGGAAUCAGUGCCAUGCAGCAACCGCGUCAGUAUCAAUAUAGCGCGACGAAUCCUUGGCAACGAGAAGAAAAAGAGAAGGAACAAGCCCGUAGGAGAGAAGCUGCCCGACUAUGGCGAGAUCAGCAGAUCGCCGAGUUAAGCGCGCUAACGCACCGGACUCAGCAGCAAGAGGAGCAAUUGCGAGCUCUUCAACUGGAAAGAGACUUCCAGAAACGAGCAGAGGAAAUUGCCAAUCAAGACGAUGACGAAGAGAGCAACGAUUUAGACAACGAAAGUGUACAGCGGGUUCAGGGUUUGUUGAGAAUGGCGGCCAGUCAGGAUAGAACUGUCCAAGGAACUCUACAGCCACCGAUUUUAUCAAGAACGAUUACAGGCAACCAGUCUUUGAGAGGUGGUUUGCAACUUCAGCCUCUUAGCACCCAACCUGUCACUAGCAGCCACGCUCACAUUUUGUCUAGCCAAACGGCGUCUCAGAAUGUUGGAAUGAGUGGUCCUGGCCAGGAAAACAGUGGUUUACACGUGCAACCAAAUCAGCAACAGCAACAAACGGCAUUAGGCCAGAGCGAAGAGCAUGUGUCAGCACCCAAUUAUGGCGCACCUCUUAGCAAUUUCAAUUCCGGUCAGAAGUCCUAUUCCAUGAGUAUGCCGCAUUCCGUGGAAGACAGGGAACUGCAACGAAGAAUGGAUGAGGUGAAGCGGAAACAGGCUGAAUAUGAGGAGAAUCAAAAGAAGCAGGAGGAGCAACAAUUGCAAUCACAACAACAAACAUAUCAGCCGAGUCAACAUUCGCGCAGCCAGCUGCACCCCAGCAUGUUGCGCUUGGACAACUUGAUUAUUAAUGGCCCCAACGUAUCUAUGCCUUCGCAAAACGAUGCUGCACCCCCGCCACCAGAACGAGGCUCUAGUUACGCCGUUAUGUCUCAGCAAAGUGCUCUUAGAUCAAACGGCUCGACCACAUCCAAUCUACCUCCCACUUCUCAACCGCCAGCGUCUAUGAAAAGAGUCUCUUUUCAUGAUUCGAAUGCAAAUAGCGAGUCUAUACUACGCAAUGUAUCAUCUGGAACAUCAAACCCGCCAUCGAUCUCAAUGGAUACUAUUAGAGAGGAUCCCAACAAUUUUAUCAACGACGCGGAGAAUUUAUUAGCCUCUCCCAAGACACCGGAAGGAUCCGGGACUUCGUUUAGUGCCGCCACCCCCGGUGUGAUCGGAGCUCAAGAAGUCUAUAAGGAUCCAAGGCAAAAGCGAUUGGCGGAGAAGCAAAAGCAGCAGAACUCGCAAAUUGGAGCAGUGCCAGAGAAGCUCAGCUUCAAAGAGAAGAUGAAAAUGUUUGCGAUGGAGACCGGUGAGGACGGUACGCCGCGGGAUAAAGUUAAGAUCUCACGCGCUCAGCGCGAGAUUGACAACAUCAGCAGCCCGCUUAAUUCCAAUAGUAACAACAAUAAUAACAACAACACCACCACCACCAGCGGCAAUAACACCAAUAACAAUAGGACCUAAACGUUGCAUUCUUAUUUUCAGGCUUUAACAAUUAAGAUAGAGCGAAUAUUUUUCGAAAUAUCUAGGGCGUUUGAAGGAAAGUCACCAUUGUGAACCACAGAAUUGAAGGAGCAUGAUAUACAAUAUGAAAAAGGUAAUCUUUUACAAAAUUUACAUGAAUCAUUUGUCAAAAGACAUAUUGUCACGGUGUCGUUGACACAAUGAUAUAUUUAUAGAUCUAUAUAUACAUCAAUUUUUACAAGAAUAUUAAUUGUUUAACUACAAGAGCUAUUGUUGGCUUUUUGCUUUAUUCGAGAGAACUCGGCCAAGAGUACGCGUUAUAUAUAAUAAUUAAGAUUGCCGAAUUUCUCUGCCUUAUUUUUCUUCCGAACGCCCUGGAUACUUUGUCGUGCGUUUUCCGUCGCGGAUAAAGAGACAUACAGAGAAAUAUGUAUACUACGCAUAGUUGUAAUAUCACAAAGAGAUACAUUAAUUAAUUUUAUUGCUAAUGAUAUACCCACACAAGGGCUAUUUUGCAUUCAGAAUGAAUCCGAUUAGCCGGCUACGAUUUUCCACACAGCGUUGAAGUACAAACGGAAUUUUGUAUAGCUUUUUGACCAAAAAUGUUGUGUGUUCUGCGAAGAGAAGGACCAAUAAUAACAUAACGGACGUAUUGCUUAGUCGUGACGAGAAAGGAAGCUGUCCGGUAAUUCUCAUGUGCGACGCGUCCAAUAUAUUCCUGAAUACUUCCGGACCAACAUUAUCUUAUUAUAAAGUAACGGAUAAUCUGUCGAGACUAGUACGGCAUAGGCUAAAGCUCGCGAAUAUUAAAUAAGCACCUGAGAGGCGCAAGUUGUUUCGCGAGGAAGCUCGCGAGUGUACAUAAAGAAGAGACUGUAGGCCGGGCAUGAUUAUCAUAUGCGUUAGUUUUAUAUUUAUCUCUCGGCAACGGAAGAUUCUGAUAUAUAUUUAAAUUGUACCACUAUAUAUAUGAUUUACACACUUACGCCAUUAUGCACUUAACAAGGUACGACAAAGUAGCGAAGGUAGAUAGAAAAUAGAAUGGAAAAUAGGAAAAGAGAAGACGAGAACAUGUUUGCACGAAGGGGGGGGGGGUGCGUAUGUGUGCGCGUGUAUGUGCGUAUAAAUGAGAAAAUGAAGAAUGCGAGUAUAACGAAAGACAUAUAUAUAUAUAUAUAUAUAUAUAUAUAUAUAUAUAUAUAUAUAUAUGUAUAUAUAUAUAUAUAUAAUGCGUUUCAAAAGUAUAGUUGGCACUAGUUUAGUUCUCGUAUUAAAGCUCUAUUUUGCGUAGAGUUCGAACGAGAGUUCUAUUCCUCAUAGAACUCGAAUGGUAGCCCUACCAUUUUGUAGAACUCUGACAAAAGCUCCUAGAAUAAAAACGAAAGCUCUACUUGUAUAGAGCAUAGAAUAAACGCGUUACACGAUGGAUAAUGCAACCAGCGACAUGGAUAAUGAAAGAUUCCUACUUUAAAGUGUCUCUAUUUGUUCCAUUUACAGUUUUCCAGGAAACUGAAAUCUUACGCGGUGCAUUAUCGAUAUUUUAUUGAAUUUAAGUAGCGAGGAACCAAAUUUAGUUCUUGCUAAACUUCAAAAUAUGAUUAAGAAUUUGUUUCUUGUUUCAUUAGUAGAGUACUUAGAGAGAAUUAUUUUUGUCUAUUAAGAUUAUCCUUGUAAAGCCAUUUUUCAUUAAGGUGCAGAGUGAAUCACUUGAGAUGUAUUUAUCGCAAUAUAUUCCUUAAUUACAUAUAUUUUUUUAUACAGGUUUAUAGAGCUAAUUAAUAUUAUUUUUUAUCGAUUAAUUAGUUGCUUAUUUACUUUGAGAUAUAUUUAGUGAUCAUGUGAAAAUAAACCAUGGAUAACUUGCAAGAGAUUUAUGUUGCAAUUAUAUAUCGCGUUAUAAUUAUUAUGUUUAUUAUACACACAUAAAUAUUAUUGCAACAUAAAUCAUAGUAUAUUCCCGCAAAAUUUAAUAUUUAUUUUAUAUUGGAAUAUGAAGAAUUACAAGGUGUUGAAAUUUAUUUUUAAUAAAAUAUUUCAACUUAUUUUUAUUAUUAAGCGAUUUUUUUAAUUUUUAGUAAAAAAAAGCACAAAAAUUGGUUUUUUUUUAUUUAUUAUACGUGUAAUAUUUCGCAGUUACGAUCAUCAAUUUUAUUAAAUUAAGAGAUAUCAAUUCUCUUUUAGGAACUCUUUAGGAACACGUAACUUUCGAAUCGUAUUUUGCGUGUAAUCAGCCGAGAAUUAACAUCUUAAGUGUUUCACUCUACGUAAUCUUACUAUUAAUCGCCUCAACGCUAAAGUGAUAAUUAAAUUGUUAUCGUUGGAUGCGAAAUUUGCUCGAAAUGUUUCUUCGCGUAAUUCUAAAACUUAAGUUUAAAUGUAUUCGACUCUUUCGCACCUCAAAUAUUCGCGCAUGGUAAAGCAGUAUUCCAAAAAGGAGGGAGCUUAGUGAUCUAACGUGAAGAACAAAGUGUAGCAAUAUUAGGAUGUAAGGAACAACUUAUGUAGUAACUGUACAAACGAUCGUGGAGAAUGUCCGUUAAUUGAUCUUGCGUGAUAGAAAUCGCCACGCGAGUCGUUCCGACUAACGCUGGAGAAAUAUUUUACGUUCCACUCAAUUCUUUGGUAUAUUUGUUAAUAUUAUGCAACAUUCCUCAUUAUUUGUAUUCUAUGUUACGACAAAGUGAAAUUAUUGGUUGCAUUUGCGUUUUGACAGUAUUCUCGAGAACUUUGAGUAUGGUUCGAGUAUUAUUAUUUGUAAAAAUGAUUCGUUUUCGACAUUUUUCCUUUCGAAACUCACGAGUAUUAUAAAGCUUAUCUUCCGGCGUACAGAUAGAGAUAGAAAGAGAAAGAGAGAAGAAAAAGAGAGAGAAAAAGAGAGAAUGAGAAUGUAUGCACAGAAUGCAAUAUUAACAUGCGUAAUUAACAUAAUGUUACUACAGAUCAAUACUAACAUAUCUUCGCUUCCAAAGGGAAUUAUUCGUGUUUCUAUUCUCAUGUACAUUCUGAAAUUUGAUUUGUUCAAAUGACUCGUUGCUUGAGAAGCAAAGAUUUACAUUGCGGUACGGAAUAUUUAUAUAGACGAUUGACUCUUUUCAGAAACGAUGUGCUUUCAUAUUAAACUUUUCACGCGUAAAUAAAGAAUUUAACUUUCUUCAGAUGAGAUUCUGAGAUCUCGAACGACUUCACUAAUCGCUUUCCGUAUCCGUAGAAAAUCUUCAGAAAUGCACUUUUGUCUUAUUUAUUUCUUUUAUAUAUAUGUACUUUUUUUGUUCAUAUGCUUCGAGAUCCGAUUUUCCGGCCUUUACCAUUCCUCCAGUUGGGAACGAUAGUGAUAAUACUGAGCAGCUUGUUACACGCUGUCGUGCGACGAAUUUUGCUCGUGAUCACAACGAAUUUCCGCCUUCGGGCCGUACGCUGAUCGUACAAUUGUCGCGCGAGCGAGGUUCCAUCGUCCGUAGUUUUAACUCUUUUAGUUUUAAUCAGCCAUAUCGAGAGCCGGUCGAGUCGACAUUAAUUAAUAGCGACUAAUUACUUUUGCGUACAGGAUCAUUUAAACGUAUUCGUGUCGAGGUGAUGCCUAAACUCGAUAUUAAUCAAAUAUAUUGAUAAACGAGAGAAAACGAAAGGGAGUGAAAGAAAAAGAGAGAGAUAAAGAAUUAAACGAUAAUCGAUAACUCCCUUAUUGUUGUGUAUAGCAAGCGUAUAUAUUUGCACUAUAUUUUGUAAAACUGUUUUCAUAAUCUCGUACGGAGAAAAAAAGAGAGAAGAGCGGUGAUAUCAGCCGGUUGAUUAUUCGCCGAGAGCGACUCAACACGUCACGGGGAUGUUAUUAAUAUUACUAUAUUUUACUUAUAUAGUACCGAUUGUAAUUUCGCAAAGUACAGUAUAUUUUUUAAUUAUUGUAUCAUGUAAUGUUAUUAGCGAAAUACGAUAUUUGACGGAAAAUAUAUGUCAGCUGUAUUGAA